Messenger RNA from Truncatella angustata, 1125 nucleotides. Its product is annotated as glycoprotein endopeptidase KAE1. The transcript has a single exon. The record is from RefSeq and is a predicted model, not a curated record. Gene Ontology annotation, cellular component: cytoplasm; EKC/KEOPS complex. Gene Ontology annotation, biological process: tRNA threonylcarbamoyladenosine modification. Lineage: Eukaryota; Fungi; Ascomycota; Sordariomycetes; Amphisphaeriales; Sporocadaceae. The coding region runs from base 1 to 1125 and encodes 374 amino acids.
AUGUCCCCCAAGCCGCGCAGAACCACGGCCACCGGCCCCCUCUACGCCCUCGGCCUCGAAGGCAGCGCCAACAAGCUCGGCAUCGGCGUGCUGUCCCACGACCCCGUCGCCAACACCACCACGAUCCUCUCCAACGUCCGACACACCUUCGUCUCGCCGCCGGGGACGGGGUUCCUGCCCAAGGACACGGCGCUGCACCACCGGCGGCACUUCGUCUCGGUGACGCUGGCGGCGCUGCGGGACGCGGGCGUCGCGCCCGGCCAGCUGUCCUGCAUCUGCUUCACGCAGGGGCCCGGGAUGGGUGCGCCUCUGACCUCGGUGGCGGUGGGGGCGCGGACGCUGUCGCAGCUCUGGGGGGUGCCGCUGGUCGGGGUGAACCACUGCGUGGGGCACAUCGAGAUGGGGCGGGUGAUCACGGGGGCGUCGGACCCGGUGGUGCUGUACGUGAGCGGGGGCAACACGCAGGUCAUCGCCUACGCGUCGCAGCGGUACCGCAUCUUCGGCGAGACCCUGGACAUCGCCGUCGGCAACUGCAUCGACCGCUUUGCCCGCACCCUCGCCAUCCCCAACGACCCCUUCCCCGGCUACAACGUCGAGCAGCUGGCCAAGGUUGCGAGCCGGGGGGGCCGGACGCCCGUGCUGCUCGACCUGCCGUACGCGGUCAAGGGCAUGGACUGCAGCUUCAGCGGGAUCCUGACGGCGGCUGACAUCAUGGCGGCGCAGAUGUUCGCGCAGGACAAGAUCCUGGAGGCCGGGGGGCGGCUGAAGGACGGGGAGACGAGGAUCACGCCGGGGGAUCUGUGCUUCACGCUGCAGGAGACGGUGUUUGCCAUGCUGGUCGAGAUCACGGAGAGGGCCAUGGCGCACGUCGGCUCGCGGCAGGUGCUCGUCGUCGGCGGCGUGGGCUGUAACGAGAGGUUACAGGAGAUGAUGGGCCAGAUGGCCGCGGAUCGGGGAGGGAGCGUCUACUCAACGGACGAGAGGUUUUGUAUCGACAACGGCAACAUGAUCGCGCUGGCGGGCCUGCUUGCCUGGGAGACGGGCUAUGAGACCAAGCUGGAGGACAGUGCAUGUGCUCAACGAUUUAGGACAGACGAGGUACACAUUGCAUGGAGAGACGAGUGA